Messenger RNA from Gaeumannomyces tritici R3-111a-1, 3508 nucleotides. RefSeq lists its product as hypothetical. The coding region runs from base 95 to 3508 and encodes 1137 amino acids. Lineage: Eukaryota; Fungi; Ascomycota; Sordariomycetes; Magnaporthales; Magnaporthaceae. Gene Ontology annotation, biological process: tRNA export from nucleus; rRNA processing. The record is from RefSeq and is a predicted model, not a curated record. The transcript is spliced from 2 exons. Gene Ontology annotation, cellular component: CURI complex; small-subunit processome; UTP-C complex.
GUCGCAAGAAGCUGUCGCGCGGCAGUGGCCGCACUUGAGCAAAAAGGCCAGGGAGCACCAAACGACAGGUCAGCGACUCCUCACAUCGCUCAAAAUGGACUCCUCACCGGCCAAACGUCGAAAAAUCUCCGAGUCCGGCGCAUCAAUUCCCAAUGGCAGCGUUCUGGAGGCAGCUGCCAGCUCGGCAGGCGUCUAUCGGCCGAGCCCCUUUAUCCUUGAGACCGAGGAGCUCCUGAGCGAGAUCAAGAUCGAUCCAUCCGAGGCGUUGAAGGGCGCCGACCAGCUCCUCCACAAGAUCAAGGGCGCCAUCGAGACCCUGGACCCCCAUGGACCGCUCCCCAUUAACGACGCAGUGAAGCGAUUCGAAAAUGAGAGCGGCAUCCGCAUCCCCUUCCCAGACCCAAAGCCGCCCAAGGACUCGCAGUACAAGCUCUCACUUGAGCGCCCGACUGUCUUCAAUGUCGUCGGCAGCUACGUCUCGAAGACCAUGAUAAAGUCACAGGGCGACAUGGCCGUGGACAUGGUCGUCGAGAUGCCGCAGGGCAUGUUCCAGGAAAAAGACUACCUGAAUCUCCGGUAUUUCUACAAACGGGCGUACUUUCUCGCCCACCUUGCGGCCCAGGUGCGCAAGGAGCUCGGCCUGGAAGUGUCGUUUGCGCGCCUCAACGACAACCCCCUAGUACCGGCCCUACGUGUCUCCGCUGCGCAAGAUACCAAGGACUCCGCCAGGAGCAAGUCAGGCGCCACCGUGAGGAUAAUUCCUUGCGCGCCUGACCGCCUCUUCCCCAGAAACAAGCUGUUGUCGACGAGCAAUGCAGUGCGCCCUCCUGGUGGCGCCGAGGACAAAGAGACCACCCCAGCGCCGACUCCUUUCUACAACUCAACUUUAAAAGCGGAGGGGCUCUACUUCACUUACCUCAAGGCACUCCGCUUGACGGAGAAAGUGUCGCCCGCUUUUAAAGAUGCAUGUGCUCUCGGGCGCGUGUGGUUGCAGCAGAGAGGGUUUGGCGCCUCUAUCUCACGGGGCGGAUUUGGCCACUUUGAGUGGUCGCUGCUACUAUCCCUGCUUAUGCAAAGCAACAGGCGGCGGAAAAGCGGAGACCAGCAGUCCGCGCUCUCCUCGGCCCUCAGCAGCCACCAGAUGUUCAAGGCUGCCAUACAGUUUCUGGCCAAGGCUGAUCUAGCCGAUGGCAGCAGGAAGCCCGUGGUUCUGGGCAAGCUAGGUGACGUGAACAUAGAGUCGGUGCGCGAGCCUAGCCCGGUACUGUACGACGCAGCGAGGCAGCUGAACUUUGGUUUCAAGAUGAGCCCUUGGUCGGCUGCAAUGCUGAAACGGCAGGCUAAGUGGACGCUGGAUGUGCUCAACAACAGCACCGUGAACCAGUUCACUGCGGCUUUUAUCACCAAGGCAGAUGUGCCUCUCCAAAUCUUCGAUUUGCUCGUUCAAGUACCUUGCCCGAGCGCUGAUGAGGCCAGGACUCCCGGCUCACAGGGCGGUAUGUUCGAGUUCGCCAGCAGGGUGCACCGAAUUCUAAAGCGGGCUUUGACUGGCCGGGCGCAGCUCAUCCACAUCAAACUACCAGAGCAGCGUUCAUGGAGUCCUUCGAAAUCCCCCAAGCUCGCUACAGAAUCAGAUACACUCCUCGUCGGUGUCAUUUUCGACCCGGCUGAGAUGGGCCGGAAAGUCGAUCACGGACCAUCAGCCGAGGAAAAGGCGGAAGCGAGGAAGUACCGGCAGUUCUGGGGCGAAAGAUCCGAGUUGAGGCGAUUCAAGGACGGCAACAUACAGGAAACGCUAAUCUGGACGCACGAUACGCCGUUUGGUGUUUGCAAGGAGAUUGUGAACUACAUCCUCAAGCUCCACCUCAAGAUGGAUGCGAGCGAGCUUGAGUUCUACGGCAAUGGGUUCACUUCCCUCAUACACGCAAAAGCCUCAGAUGCGGCAGCCUACUCUACAGCCCGCGAGGCUUUUUCGACACUGGAGCGCGAUAUCCGGUCCCUGGAAGAUCUACCCCUGCAGGUGAGGCACGUCGCGCCCGCAGCUCCAGAACUACGGUCGUCAUCGGUGAAAGCUCCUCAGCUGGACCAACCACGAGCGCCCUACAGGCCGAUGGAUGUGGUGAUAUCCUUCGAGGUUUCAAGCAAGUGGCCCGAUAACAUUGCUGCCAUCCAGCGCACCAAGGUGGCUUUCCUGCUCAAGAUUGGGGACCUUCUCUCGUCAGCAAACUCCAGCAUCACCACCCAUGUCGGUCUAGAGGAUGCCGAGCACGAGCACGAAAACCUGGCCUUCUUGGAUAUCGUCUACGACGAGGGCGCCGUCUUCCGUCUCCGAGUCCACAGCGACCUCGAGGAGACCCUUCUCGAUCGCCAAACCAAGGACAAAACGCUCGAGCAAUUCGCGCGCACCGAGAGCGCUAGCUUCCUGGCCACCUCACGCCGACGAUUCACGCACCUGCCGCUGCUCAACCAGACCAUCUCGACCUUUUGCACUCGUUUUCCCGCAUUGUCGCUGACCAUCCGCCUCGUCAAGCACUGGUUCGCCUCGCACAAGCUGACGAACCACUUCCUGCCCGAGGUCGUCGAGCUCGCGGCGCUACACGCCUUCAUGAACCCGGCGCCGUGGCAGAUCCCCUCGGGCCCCGUGACGGGCCUGCUGCGGACGCUCAUGCUCCUCGCCCGCUGGGACUGGCGUGACGAGCCCCUCAUCGUCGACCCCUCGGGCGACAUGGACGCGGCCGCGCGCCAGGCCGUGUCGGCCCGCCUGACGGCCUGGCGGCGCACGCUCGACCCGGCCAUGAACCGCACCGUGCUCCUCAUCGCCACCCCCGCCGACGAGACGGGCACGGCCUUCACGAGCGCCGAUGGCCGCGCGCUACCCAGCCGCGUGGCCGCGUCGCGCAUGACGGCGCUCGCCCGCUCGGCCUGCCGCCUGGUGCGCGAGCGGGACCCAGCUCAGCUCGAGCCCCGCAUGCUGUUCGCGCCCUCGCUCGCCGACUACGACGUGGUGCUGCACCUCGACGGCCCCACCGUCAAGCGGCUCAGGGCCGCCGGCGGCGGCGGCGGCGGCGACGCGGGCGCGGCAAAGUCCAGAUUCAAGAACCUAGACGGCUCCGCCACGGGCGCGCGGCCGCCCCUCGCGCGCGACCCCGUGGGCGCGCUCCUGGGCCGGCUCGAGGACGCCUACGGCGCCGCGCUGGUGCUGUUCCGCGGCGCGGCCGACGACCUGGCCGUCGGCGGCAUUUGGAACCCGACGGUCCAGCGCCGCUCCUUCCGCGUCAACCUUCCCUGCUCCUUUAGGCCCGUCGGCUCGUCGUCGGCGGCGGCGGCGGCGGCGGCGGCGGCGAGGAAGCGCAAGGGCGACGACAGGGACGUAGAGGUGGACAGCGACGACAGCUACAACAGCGGGGACGACGAUGAUGUCGUCGAGGUCAACCGCGAGGCCAUGCUGUCAGAGAUGGCGAGGAUAGGGGGGGAUCUGAUCCAGAGCAUCGAGGUCAAGGGUUCAUGA